Messenger RNA from Jaculus jaculus (lesser Egyptian jerboa), 3449 nucleotides. RefSeq names its product DNA ligase 3 (gene Lig3). Gene Ontology annotation, biological process: DNA recombination; lagging strand elongation; mitochondrial DNA repair. Lineage: Eukaryota; Metazoa; Chordata; Mammalia; Rodentia; Dipodidae. Gene Ontology annotation, molecular function: ATP binding; DNA binding; zinc ion binding. The coding region runs from base 141 to 3179 and encodes 1012 amino acids. The transcript has 20 exons. Gene Ontology annotation, cellular component: DNA ligase III-XRCC1 complex. The record is from RefSeq and is a predicted model, not a curated record.
UCGAGGACCCGUAUUUAUCAAGGACCCGUAUUUAAAGAGACAGGCGGAACAGUCCUCGUGGGCUGCCCGCGGCCUUGCGGGCCCCUGUUCGGGAGGCCCUCGCUGAGCGGUGGAGCCGGGGAGGCCGGCGAGGCAGAUAUAUGACUUUGGCGUUUAAAAUCCUCUUCUCACAAAACCUUCGUGUACUUGGCCGAAAAGAACUGUGUUUGUUCCGAGAACAGUGUCACUGGCCUGACAUAAGACAUUUCACCCAGUGGUCAGAAAGAGAUCUGCUUCGUGGGGGCUGCCUCUUUCAGAGAAGAAAGCCUGUUCUGUCAUUCCAGGGAGGCCACAUAAGACCACGUGCCACUCACCUUGUUUUCUUGCCAGGAUCGCAUGUGGGACUCUGCAGUGGGCCCUGUGAGAUGGCCGAGCAACGGUUCUGUGUGGACUAUGCCAAGCGUGGCACAGCUGGCUGCAAAAAAUGCAAGGAGAAGAUUGUGAAGGGUGUAUGCCGAAUUGGCAAAGUAGUGCCCAAUCCCUUCUCAGAGUCUGGGGGCGAUAUGAAAGAGUGGUACCACGUUAAAUGCAUGUUUGAGAAACUGGAGAGGGCACGGGCCACCACAAAAAAGAUCGAAGACCUUACUGAGCUGGAAGGCUGGGAAGAGCUGGAAGAUAAUGAAAAGGAACAGAUAACCCAGUACAUUGCAGAUCUGUCCUCUAAGGCAGCAAGCACACCAAAGAAGAAAGCGGUUGUCCAGGCUAAGUUGACCACCACUGGCCAGGUGACAUCCCCAGUGAAAGGCACAUCAUUUGCCACCAAUGCCAAUCCCCGGAAAUUUUCUGGUUUUUCAGCCAAGCCUAACAACUCUGAGCAAGCCCCCUCAAGCCCUACCCCUAAGGCAAGUCUGUCCUCAAGCAAAUGUGACCCUAAACACAAGGAUUGUCUGCUACGGGAGUUUCGGAAGUUGUGUGCCAUGGUGGCUGAUAAUCCUAGCUACAACACGAAGACCCAGAUUAUCCAGGAUUUCUUGCGGAAAGGCUCAGCAGGAGAUGGCUUCCACGGUGAUGUGUACCUGACAGUGAAGCUGUUGCUGCCAGGUGUCAUUAAGAGUGUUUACAACUUGAAUGAUAAGCAGAUUGUGAAACUUUUCAGUCGUAUUUUUAACUGCAAUCCAGACGACAUGGCACGCGACCUGGAGCAGGGUGACGUGUCAGAGACGAUCAGAGUCUUCUUUGAGCAGAGCAAGUCUUUUCCCCCAGCCGCCAAGAGCCUCCUCACUAUUCAGGAGGUGGAUGAGUUCCUCCUGCGCCUCUCCAAGCUCACCAGAGAGGACGAGCAGCAGCAGGCCCUACAGGAUAUUGCCUCCAGGUGUACGGCCAAUGACCUUAAGUGCAUCAUCAGGUUGAUCAAACACGAUCUGAAGAUGAACUCAGGUGCAAAACACGUGUUAGAUGCCCUCGACCCCAAUGCCUAUGAAGCCUUCAAAGCCUCACGCAAUCUGCAGGACGUGGUGGAGCGGGUCCUUCACAAUGAGCAGGAAGUGCAGAAGGAUCCGGGCCAGCGCCGAGCUCUGAGCGUUCAGGCCUCACUGAUGACACCUGUGCAGCCCAUGCUGGCCGAGGCCUGCAAGUCCAUCGAGUAUGCCAUGAAGAAGUGUCCGAACGGCAUGUUCUCCGAGAUCAAGUAUGACGGGGAGCGGGUCCAGGUGCAUAAGGACGGGGGCCACUUCCGCUACUUCAGCCGCAGCCUCAAGCCUGUUCUGCCUCACAAGGUGGCACACUUUAAGGACUACAUUCCCCAGGCCUUUCCCGGGGGCCACAGCAUGAUCUUGGAUUCCGAGGUCCUCCUGAUCGACAACUGCACAGGCAAACCACUGCCCUUUGGGACUCUGGGAGUGCACAAGAAAGCAGCCUUUCAAGAUGCGAAUGUCUGCCUGUUUGUUUUUGAUUGUAUCUACUUUAAUGAUGUCAGCUUGAUGGACAGACCUCUAUGUGAGCGGCGGAAGUUUCUUCAUGACAACAUGGUUGAAAUCCCCAACCGGAUCAUGUUCUCCGAAAUGAAGCAAGUGACAAAAGCCUCGGACUUGGCUGACAUGAUAAACCGGGUGAUCCGGGAGGGCUUGGAAGGGCUGGUGUUGAAGGAUGUGAAGGGUACUUACGAGCCUGGAAAGCGGCACUGGCUAAAAGUUAAAAAAGACUAUCUGAAUGAGGGGGCCAUGGCUGACACAGCAGAUCUGGUGGUUCUUGGAGCCUUCUAUGGGCAAGGGAGUAAAGGUGGCAUGAUGUCAAUCUUCCUCAUGGGUUGCUAUGACCCUAGCAGCCAGAAGUGGUGCACCGUUACCAAGUGUGCAGGAGGUCAUGAUGAUGCCACGCUUGCCCGCCUGCAGAAGGAGUUAGACAUGGUGAAGAUCAGUAAGGAUCCCAGCAAAAUACCCAGUUGGCUGAAGAUCAACAAGAUCUACUAUCCUGACUUUAUUGUCCCGGACCCAAAGAAAGCUGCUGUAUGGGAGAUCACAGGGGCAGAAUUCUCCAAAUCUGAAGCUCACACUGCCGAUGGCAUCUCCAUCCGAUUUCCUCGCUGCACCCGAAUCCGGGAUGACAAAGACUGGAAAUCUGCCACCAACCUCCCCCAACUCAAGGAACUCUACCAGCUGUCCAAGGAGAAGGAUGACUUCACCAUAGUGGCUGGAGAUGAGGGGAGCUCUACUGGAGGCAGUAAUGGCGAGAAUGAGGGCACCUCUGGGUCUGCUGUGCCCCACAAGGUUCCCAAAGCCUCCCCAAGCAAGUCCUCUGCUAGUGCCAAGAAGGCUGAAGGGAAGCUGAAUAACCCCAACAGCAGAGGCAACAAGCUGACUACAAAGUCUUCCCCCAUGAAACCAGGAGAGAAGCUGGCCGUGAAGUCUUCUCCAGUGAAAGUGGGGGAGAAGAGGAAAGCUACCGAUGAGGCCCCACACCAGACAAAGGUGCUGCUGGAGAUCUUCACUGGGGUGCGGCUCCACUUGCCGCCCUCCACCCCAGACUUCAGACGUCUCAGGCGCUACUUUGUGGCAUUCAACGGGGACCUAGUGCAGGAAUUUGACAUGGCCUCAGCCACACAUGUGCUGGGUAGCAGGGACAAGAACCCUGAGGCCCAGCUGGUCUCCCCAGAGUGGAUUUGGGCAUGUAUCCGGAAGCGAAGGCUAGUAGCUCCCUGCUAGGACUUGCCUGGGCUUUGUCCCUCUUGGGCCAUCCUCUCCCACCUCCUCCACUAGGGAAGGCUCAGCUGGGGGCAGGUAGAUGGUAGGAGGGGAGAUUUCUUCUCUAAGCAGUGCUUCUUCUAAAACCCUCCAGCUACUUGUGUUUUCUGGACCAGCAAUUAGAUACUAGUGAAGUCAGAGUCUCUUGCUGGUGUAAUCUGAUCUUGGAGAUCUGGGCACUGGCUUCGUCAUCAUUUUUAUUAAAAAAAAAAAAAAGGUAUAGCUGUUUAA